AACUGCCUCUAUCAGACAGCUGGCAGAACCUCAAGGGACACACACACCAAGCUGGUGGUGUUUAUUAUGCGGAUGUACAGGAAGAUGGAAUGGGAGUAAUGGCUUUUCUCUACAAAGAUACAGAACAUGCACUGUGUAAGCUGGAUGAUGUCAAAUUAUGA
Apaloderma vittatum (bar-tailed trogon) is the source of this 161-nucleotide messenger RNA. Its product is annotated as serine/arginine-rich splicing factor 9-like. NCBI's taxonomy places the organism in Eukaryota, Metazoa, Chordata, Aves, Trogoniformes, Trogonidae. Gene Ontology annotation, molecular function: nucleic acid binding. The record is from RefSeq and is a predicted model, not a curated record.